AUGGACACAUCACAGGCUCUCCGUCGCUGCGGCGACAGAAUAGAAUGCUGGGACGACGACCCCGACUUUGCCGACUUAGACCUGAAGCUGACGCGCACUCCAUCUACUUCCCCGAAGAGUAAAAGCAACAUGCGAUCGAAUAUCGAUAACCAUAAUCGCGACCGUCGUGAAUCUAUCUCAUCGCGUAUGUCGAUACAAUCUAGCAUUUGUGAUUUCGACUCACCUGAUGGUUGGGACCACGAGCGCCAAGUUCUUUUGGAUGAUUCACCAGCUACAGCUAUCGCUUCUGCUAUCAAUGCCGGAAUCCCUAUACCAGAAAAUGUUCCAUCGUCGGCAUUGAUCGGAGGUACAAUAAAAAGGCUAGGAACAACGAGAAAAUCUAAACGAAUUGCGUCGCAUGACGACUGGGGUGAGGAUUUGGAAUUGCCCAUGUCGGGAAUGGCUUUGAAGAUCCGGGGACAGGAACGUAAUGAAUUUCCAGAUACACUACAGCAGAUCCUUGCAGGAUCCCGGUCAAGGGGAGGUUCGCCAGCGAGAGGAAGUUUGAUGCCAGUCAUCAAUGCAUCGUCACAGUUAAACAAGUUUCGCGAGCUAUCGGAAGAUGAGGAUUUCUUCGCUGAUAGCGACGAUCUCCCGAUGUUAAAGGUUUCACCUGGCAGGCACACAUUACGACCCCAAAGAUCAACUGCAUCUCUCCUAAUGACACCACCUCUAUCAGAAUCCGCUACAAGAGGGUCACCUUCUGUCGAUGAAGAUUUCGAAAACGAUUUUGAAUUUCCUGCGGAUGCCCCUUUACAAUUGAACAUCAAACUUGGGGAAACCAUUCGUGGUCCGGUGGUACAUGGUGUGGAUAAUGAUUUUGAAGAUUGGGCAGAGGGAAGCAGUUUAGGGUCGCGGUUUGGGGUUACUCUUAGGGAUCGUGGGAUGGGUGGGAUGGGUAGUGGGAGUGUGUCAAUUGUUUCCGCCAGUGUUUCCAGCAUUACAGCCGAAAGCGAAGACGAGGCACCAUUUGAUGGGUUGGAACUACCUCUAGGACCCUUGCCCGAUUUUCACGAAAUUCUCGAGAAGCGUAAACGAGCGACUUUUUCCGAGGAUACGGAAAUGAUUGAUGCCCCUGCCCCGAGACCAAAACAAUCAAAAGAGGACUUCCUUGAAGGCAUUGAGAUUGGGGACGGGGAAGUAUUUGACACAAGAAAACUGACCCUAAAUCGAAACGUCAAACACAAGCAGCCAACGAGGAAAUCGAGCCCAGUAAGAAGCACCCCCAAUACCGAGCCUAGAACCUGUGGUUGA
Morchella importuna is the source of this 1293-nucleotide messenger RNA. RefSeq lists its product as uncharacterized. Gene Ontology annotation, biological process: mitotic spindle orientation checkpoint signaling; regulation of Ras protein signal transduction. The record is from RefSeq and is a predicted model, not a curated record. Bases 1 to 1293 code for a protein of 430 amino acids. The transcript has 2 exons. Lineage: Eukaryota; Fungi; Ascomycota; Pezizomycetes; Pezizales; Morchellaceae. Gene Ontology annotation, molecular function: GTPase activator activity. Gene Ontology annotation, cellular component: mitotic spindle pole body; SIN/MEN two-component GAP complex.